AUGGGUAUGCAAGCGAUAACUAAUCGAAUCCAUCCAGGCCACAUCUUCGGCUUAAUGCACGAACACUCACGCGGAGACCGCGAUGACUACGUCCAAUUCAACGGUCCCAGUCUCACCGGCUACCACGAAGCUCUCCAAAAGGCUGCUGCCGACGGCUUUACCAUAAACGAACUCUGUAACAUCUUCAAUGUUGCGAAGCACUACCAAUUCGACGCUUCAGAGUACUACAAGUGGACGAACGACGGCUUGGCAUACAGCGCGGAAUAUGAUUAUGAUUCGAUCAUGCAUUACAGCUCAUGGCAGAGCCACAACCCUGCUCUUGUCAAUCAAGAUCAGAACAACCCCGAUAAUUACCCUUUGGUUCGACUCACUGGUGGAAAGAAUGGUCAGAAGUCGCUCCUUCCGCUGCCACGUCCGAGUGGGCAGUGGGGAAUUUCUAGAUUGGAUAAAGAGGCUAUCAAGUUGUUGUAUCCGUGGGAGUAA
Messenger RNA from Alternaria ventricosa, 483 nucleotides. RefSeq lists its product as uncharacterized. The coding region runs from base 1 to 483 and encodes 160 amino acids. The record is from RefSeq and is a predicted model, not a curated record. Gene Ontology annotation, molecular function: metalloendopeptidase activity. The transcript is spliced from 2 exons. NCBI's taxonomy places the organism in Eukaryota, Fungi, Ascomycota, Dothideomycetes, Pleosporales, Pleosporaceae.